CAUUGCAACUCUACAAACCCGCACACCUUCUACCCUCUCGCAUCCUCUACACAUACCACAUCUUUCCAACCUUCUUACGCGCACGCACAAGAAUACUUCAAGUCCACUAGAUCUUUCUGCCAGUACUCCGUACCAGCCCAUUGAUCGCCUCCGACUUAAGCACUUCUUGAAGAAGGCUCAUUCGACAUAUCGAGCACAACAAACGAACAUACUAACCAACAACUACCAGGAACCAUUAGGUUGAGUCUCUUGGAGCUCGUUCGAUAUACCGAACCUCUUAUCAUCGAUCGAUACAUUUACUUGUCUUUCGACCGAGAUCAUACCCCCGAUAUUGCAAGAUGGCAACCGCAGUAUCAACCCCCAUCAAGUCCCACAUGGGACUUUUCUCCUCCCGUACCGCUGGCGGACGGAUGCCCUUGACACCUUCUCCCCGCACACGCACGGCAACAAUGUCGAAUAACAACUCAUCUCCUUUCACACCCGAGAGAAAGACAUUGGACAAUGAGAGCAUCAAGUCAUCUAAGUCAACAUACGGGGGAAAUCUAUCGUCACACUUCACGAAGUCGGCAUCAAGAACCACUCACCGUGACUCGCCAAAGUCUAAUAUCGCCAGAAACGCACAAACACCUCGUCGUGCUCUGGAACUCGGUGUCUCGGACUUCGCCCUUACUGGUACUGGUGCCAAGACUCCCAGCAGCAGUAAAUCACGAAAAGGUCCUCUUCGACAGAAGUCUACCAAGACUACACUCUCAUACGGCGAUCGAUUUAUUCCCAAUCGUGCAGCAAGCUCAGCUAUUGCGACUGUCGGCUCAGGCAAGCUCGAGCACAGCGACAAGCAGCGACCAAAGACAAGUAGCGGAGAAAGCUCAAGUGUCUUGGCAUCCGGUGCGGAUGAUGCAUUAGCAGCACUUGGAUCACUGUCAUUGAACGAUGAUGAUGAGCCAUCUACAUACAGCCGACCAUCACCAAACACUGUUGCAUACCAAGACUCUCUUGCGUCAGCUUGCGGCGUCUCUCUCAAUCAACGAAUCCUUGCUUUUAAGCCAGCUCCUCCCGAGUCAUCAAAGCCUGUCGACCUUCGAUCCCAAUACAACCGACCCCUUAAGAAUGCAAAUGCUGCGUCUGCACAAUUCAGACGUCGUGUUGCUACAGCCCCUGAACGUGUCCUCGAUGCUCCUGGCCUUGUUGACGACUACUACCUGAACCUUCUUGAUUGGUCUUCUGGCAACCAAGUCGCCAUCGGUCUCGAGCGCAACGUCUAUGUCUGGUCAGCCGAGUCUGGAUCGGUCAGCUCCCUCUUGGAGACCAGCCCAGACACCUACGUCAGCAGCGUCAAAUGGUCCGGCGAUGGAGCAUAUGUCAGCGUUGGACUUGGUACAGGAGAAGUUCAGAUCUGGGAUGUUGAGGAAGGCACAAAGCUCCGAAGCAUGCAUGGCCACGAUACUCGUGUUGGCGUUAUGGGAUGGAACAAACACACUUUGUCAACUGGUGCUCGAUCAGGUCUUGUCUUCAACCACGAUGUACGAGUCGCAGAGCACAAGAUUGCUGAGCUAGUCUCUCACACAUCCGAAGUGUGUGGUCUGGAAUGGCGCGCAGAUGGUGCUCAACUUGCUACCGGUGGCAAUGACAACCUCGUCUCCAUCUGGGAUGCUCGUUCAUUGGCUGUUCCCAAGUUCACCAAGACAAACCACAAGGCUGCAGUGAAGGCUCUCAGCUGGUGCCCAUGGCAACCAAACGUGCUCGCUACUGGUGGUGGAUCAUACGACCGUCAUAUCCACUUCUGGAACACAACCACUGGUGCUCGUGUCAACAGCAUCGAUACUGGUUCUCAGGUGACUUCUCUUCGAUGGAGCCCUCAUUACCGUGAGAUUGUCAGCACCAGCGGCUUCCCCGACAACUCGCUCAGCAUCUGGAGCUACCCCACUUUGGUUCGCAAUGUUGAGAUUCCUGCUCACGAGACCCGAGUCCUUCACAGCUGUCUCAGCCCGGAUGGACAAAUGUUGGCUACAGCUGCUGCCGAUGAGAGUCUGAAAUUCUGGAAGAUCUUUGAGAAGAAGGCUGGCGCAAGCUCUUCUGCUGGUGGAUCAGGUACUUCUGGAAAGGCAGAUAUGGUCAAGCAAAUGACUAUCCGCUAGGUGAAAGUCAUCGAGCUCUCCUUAGAGCGCGGUAAAGUAUAAGGACGGUUCCAUACUGGCAUUAGCGGGUUGGAUUUUAUUCAGCGUGGAGUUGGGGAGUUCUGCUUCUGCCCGCGCCCGAAAGUGCUUCACCCGGCGAAUUAUGCUUUGACGAUGGAUGACUGAAAGGGAAUACGGGACGGACUUUCUGCUGGCUGGCUUUUAUCAUAAGUCGGGCAUUUGUACUUAGAACUAACAAUGAGUAUUGUAAGAGUAUUGAUGGAUUACUUCAACUUCCAGCUUUU
Molecule: messenger RNA, 2419 nt
Organism: Hyaloscypha bicolor E
Lineage: Eukaryota; Fungi; Ascomycota; Leotiomycetes; Helotiales; Hyaloscyphaceae
Product: WD40 repeat-like protein
Exons: 2
Coding region: 339-2135 (598 amino acids)
Biological process (GO): positive regulation of anaphase-promoting complex-dependent catabolic process; positive regulation of ubiquitin protein ligase activity; anaphase-promoting complex-dependent catabolic process
Cellular component (GO): anaphase-promoting complex
Molecular function (GO): protein binding; ubiquitin ligase activator activity; anaphase-promoting complex binding
Source: RefSeq, a predicted model, not a curated record